Molecule: messenger RNA, 1455 nt
Organism: Cyphellophora europaea CBS 101466
Lineage: Eukaryota; Fungi; Ascomycota; Eurotiomycetes; Chaetothyriales; Cyphellophoraceae
Exons: 3
Coding region: 1-1455 (484 amino acids)
Biological process (GO): protein targeting to membrane; peptidyl-L-cysteine S-palmitoylation
Cellular component (GO): endoplasmic reticulum; Golgi apparatus
Molecular function (GO): protein-cysteine S-palmitoyltransferase activity
Source: RefSeq, a predicted model, not a curated record
AUGGGAGUACUCAAGACCAUCAUCGGCGCCAUCCUGACAAUCUCCCUCAUUGUUUUCGUCGCGCUGUUUGGACGACUGCCUGUUUUUAGGAGGACACCGAUCGCGUUCUUACACAAACUCCUCACGAAAUACAUCCCCAGCGCAUUUGUAUGGGUGGACUCGUACCUCACGGGCCGGCGCCUGUCGCGGGCUCUCUUCUCAACCGGACACUAUCUGAUGUAUGAGAAGCAUCCGGUUGUUCUGAUCUUCUUCGUCGUCCUCCAAACCCUCGGCGAAAUCGCCAUGGUGCCUCGCCUCUGGCCCACCCUGACCCUCUUCCACAAAGUCCUCAUCCCCAUCAUGAUCGCCCUUCCGCACUACUACCUCUACCUCACCGCCACAACCAGCAGCUCCAUCCCCCUACCCUCCAACCUCGCCUCCCCACAACCACACCCAGCAUCCCCCUCCCCCAGCACCCCACCCACAACCCUCGACUUCGGCCCCGCCCACGCCGCCGCCAUGCGCGCCUACCCCUACGACUACCUCCUCUACCACCCAGGCUACUUCUGCAGCACCUGCCGCGCCCCCAAGCCCCCACGCAGCAAGCACUGCUCGCUCUGCAAAGCCUGCAUCCAAAAGCAGGACCACCACUGCAUCUGGGUCAACAACUGCGUCGGCCGCGCCAACUACGCGUACUUCCUCCUCUUACUCCUCGCCAUCACCGCGUUGCUCGUUUACGGCACCCUCCUCGGCUGGUCCGCAAUGUCCCUGCGCCUCACCUCACGCUUCGCGCCCCCGGAACUCACGCGCGGCAGCGCCACGACCAAGACCUGGGCCAGCGGCACCGACUGGGCGAAAUGGUUCGACCGCCUCGCGUGGGCGCUGGUGGUGGACGUGCGCGUCGGCGCCACCACGCUGCUGUGCGCCAUGUGCACCCCCCUGGGGGCGGCGUUCCUCGCGUACCAUGCCUAUCUGCUGUGGGCGGGCAUGACGACCAACGAGCAGGGGAAGUGGGCGGAUUGGAAGGAGGAUGUGGCCGAUCAAGUGGUGUUUCGCGCGCGGAUCGAGGAAUUGAGAAGGUGUGUGGAUGGCGGGUUCGCGGUCGGGAAGGAGGCGGGCGCGUAUCCGGCGCUGCCGCGCGAGGUGGAGGUGCCGAGCGACGAGGUGGAUUGGCCGCCGAGUGGGGUGCCGGCGUGGGUGUGGAGGGGGAGGGAGAGGGGGAGGGGCGGCGUCAAGUGGUGGUAUAUUCGCACGAGGAGCGGGGAUCAGCCGACGGUGAAGAUGUCGGUGGAGGAGGCGAAGGCGAGGGGGUUGGCGGAUGGGUAUCCGGACGGCAAUGGAGUCAAGUAUGGGGAGGUGGAGGUGGAGGAUCUGCGGUGGCACAGGGUCCUGAGCAUGCGGCGGGAGAUGGAUAACAUUUACGACUUGGGAUUUUGGGGGAAUCUUAUGGAGGCUAUCUAUCAUCGAGGACGAUAA